UUCAGCGACAGCCAACAGCUGUGUAACACGAAAUAGAUAUCAAACAAAUCAAAAUUCUGGAAAUAAUGGCUAUAAAUCGACACUAAAUGCUAUUGUGUUGAAAAUUGUUCACGUGUUAUACAAAAUAGUUGUGUAGUAAGUAAUAAUGCAGUGAAGUGAAUUGAAUUACUAUUUACCAGUUUCACGUGGAACAGAAAAUCUAUCGUUCCGUAACAGCUGAGUGCGUUCCUAGUAGCCAAGCUCAAUGAAAAAUUAUAAAUACAGUCAACUAAAUCAGCGGGAUUUAAUAUCGAAAACUAGUUCGACAUCUCAAUUAGCGACUAACGGAAACGAGCCAGUCGUAAUUGACACCGGAAUGUAUAUUAGAGAUUGGCGCCAAGCCUUACGGACUCCACCUUCGUACAGACUGGGUAAUAGAACUAUUCGACUUCAAGUGCAUCUGAUCUGGCCGUUGGCAGUUAUAGGAGCGAUUCUGAUUCUCCUGAUUUACAUUGUUAGCAAUUCCCGAUUUUCCAGUAGAUCAAGCAUAAACAAUCUCGAUAAAACUGCAAUGAUUUUCUAUAAUCACACCUAUCCUUUAAGUAGUCCUAUCAUUAGCAAUGAGAUGUACACGUACAGGAUAGGAAUCAUAGCCGAUUUGGAUACAAACUCACGAGUGAACGGAAAACAGGCUUGGCGUAGUUAUCUAAUGAAGGGCUACCUCAGUUAUAUUCCUUCCAAGGAAUCAAUAACGAUUUCCUGGGACGAAGGCCCACCUAAAGAGUUAAAGUCUAGUUUUGCUCUAAAAGGACGGGGUAUGGAACUGUCCGAACUGGUAGUAUUCAAUGGAAAGCUGCUAACAUUUGACGACCGAACUGGAUUGGUUUAUGUGAUUGAAAAAGAUAUUCCCUAUCCUUGGCUAUUACUGGUAGACGGAGACGGAAAAACUAGUAAAGGUUUUAAAUCAGAGUGGGCCACUGUAAAAGAUGAGGUUUUAUACGUGGGUUCCAUGGGUAAAGAGUGGACCACUGCUGGGGGAGAUUUCGAGAAUAACAAUCCAAUGUUCGUGAAGGCAAUUACCGUGCAUGGAGAGGUGUAUCAUCUUAACUGGGAGAACAAUUUCAAGGCACUCCGCAGUGCCAUCGGUAUUGAAUGGCCAGGCUACAUGAUACACGAAUCGGGAGUAUGGUCCAGCGAGUGUAGGCGGUGGUAUUUCUUGCCACGACGAUGCUCCCGAGAACGUUAUAAUGAAACCCGAGACGAGCACAUGGGAUGCAACUAUCUAAUUACUGCAGACGAGCAGUUUCAUUCGAUAAAAACAGUAGAAUUGAAACCAACCAAUGUGCCAUCUACGCACGGGUAUUCUAGCUUCAAAUUUUUGCCGCAUUCAGAGGAUCGCAUCAUUAUAGCUUUAUCGACGGAAGAGCUAAAUGGUAAAACGUCAAGUUUUAUUAGCGCGUUUAACACUAACGGUGAAAUGUUGAUGUCAGAAACGAAAAUACCAACGAGCUACAAGUUCGAAGGCCUGGAGUUUAUUUAGACGCGGACUGAAACAGUCAUAGGUUAAUUACAAAUUGUUUACAAAAUUGGAUUGUGUGAAAAAAGUGUACAUAUGCAAGUAAGUGAGAAAGCAGAAGUUUAAAUGGAAAAGUAUGGUACCUUUAUAAUAAAAAGUAUUAUGCCACAUAGUUUGGACUUAGCUGUAUUUGUCAGUCAUGGAUGCUUUUUUCCAAGAACAUAGUACAUUUCAUCUGU
Molecule: messenger RNA, 1734 nt
Organism: Sabethes cyaneus
Lineage: Eukaryota; Metazoa; Arthropoda; Insecta; Diptera; Culicidae
Product: apyrase
Exons: 2
Coding region: 245-1519 (424 amino acids)
Biological process (GO): proteoglycan biosynthetic process
Molecular function (GO): GDP phosphatase activity; UDP phosphatase activity; calcium ion binding
Source: RefSeq, a predicted model, not a curated record